Molecule: messenger RNA, 5733 nt
Organism: Musca vetustissima
Lineage: Eukaryota; Metazoa; Arthropoda; Insecta; Diptera; Muscidae
Gene: Usp32
Product: ubiquitin carboxyl-terminal hydrolase 32
Exons: 18
Coding region: 3-5732 (1909 amino acids)
Biological process (GO): protein deubiquitination
Cellular component (GO): Golgi apparatus
Molecular function (GO): cysteine-type deubiquitinase activity; calcium ion binding
Source: RefSeq, a predicted model, not a curated record
GAAUGGGUGCAAAGGAAUCAAAACAGACUUGCAUUAGCUAUGAAGAUGCUGUCAAAAGAGUCUCUGAAUCGGAAUUAAGACGCCUUAAAGAGGCCUUUAAAAAAUCCGCCGGUGUUGGACGUUUCUAUUUGAGUCGCAAUGCCUUUCAACAGGAUGUCCUAUUUGAGGGUGUACCGGCAAAUGUAACCGAUCUGCUAUACACCGCCUGUGGCGGUACAGCCAAAGGUAUCUCCUUUAAGGAUUUACUAUGCGGUUUGGUUUUGAUAACCAAGGGCACAGAGGAGGAGAAAACAAGAUUCCUUUGGAACUUAUAUUGCAAUGAUAACGGCACCUAUAUCUUAAAAUCAGAUUUCACCAAAGCCCUUAAUUUAUUACCCUAUGAAAGUGCAUCGUUAUUUUCCCCUCAAACAGAUCGCAUUAAUUUCGAACAAUUCCAAGCAUGGCUGUUGAAAAAUCGCACCUCAACGGUCCUCUCCAAAUGGCUGCUAUCCGAUAAUUGUAUAUCGCUAACAUCGGAAUUGGAGACACCGACAUUCUAUCAAAGUUUGGCCGGUGUAACACAUUUGGAGGAGAAGGACAUUGUCGAUUUGGAAAAAGAAUUUUGGCGUUUGAAAAAUUCCUCACCCAAUGGUCAAUUAGAUUUACAAUUUCUGGGACCGCUACUAAGUCCACCAAUACCAAAAAAUGCUCUGCAGGGUCUGUUCAAUGCCUUCGAUGAGAAUCGUGAUGCUCACAUUGAUUUCAAGGAGCUGUGUUGUGGUGUCAGUGCCGCCUGCCGAGGACCCAGCGUAGAGAGAACAAGAUUUUGUUUUAAAAUAUUCGAUGUGGACAGUGAUGGCGUGCUGAAUCAUGCCGAAACGCUACAAAUGAUCAAUGUUCUGCUGUAUGUGGCCAAAGAGAAUCGCAAUGUGAAUAUGUACAAAGAUAUAACCAAACAGGAAGCUUUAAGGGACAUUGUCAAUUUUACGUCGAGUCAAAAGGAAAGUGGUGAUUCCCAACAAUUGGCUAAUUUAACCAUCACCCUAACCGCCGAAGACUUUAUGAUGUGGAAUGUGGAGAGUAGCUUAAAAUUGCUACAACCAUUUUUGGAUUUGAUAUUUGAAGUGUGUCAUAUUGUUUUCGGUCUGUGGCCACAGUGUCGCCAUAUGGAACAUGAUAUUGUUCGCGGUUGGCUUGAUCGCGAAGAGAAACGUAAAUAUACCGUUGGACAAUUUUGGAAUUUAAUAUCACGUGAUUGGUGGCUACAGUGGUUACAUUAUGUCACCAACAAUACCGUUCCAUGUGAAUAUUGCAAAAACACAACGACUGGCACAUAUCAACGGACAUCGUUUUCCGGCAUCGAUGAAGCUGUCGUCUGUGAUGAAAGUUUCAAUACAAAUUCUUUGGAUUCGGUGGCGGGUUGUGGUGAAUUGAGCAUCGGCGGCGGUACUUUAACGGCAGAUAAUUGUAGUUUAGGCUCAUCCAGCAGUGGCAUCUCAUCCUGUCGUCAAAUGGGUGCACGACCCGGUCCCAUUGAUAAUACCAAUCUUGUUACACCCAAUCCCUAUAAAAAUGUACGCACCCUAACCGGUGAGGGGGGUCAUUUGAAGCGUGACACGCCAUUGGUACAAAAUCAUAAUUUUGAAUUGGUCCCGAAAUCCCUGUGGAAGGCUUUGAAUCGUUGGUAUGGUGACAACCUGCCAUUGCCAAGGCAAGUUAUACAGCCACCUAAUUCAAAUCAGGUGGAAUUGGAAUUAUAUCCCCUAAAUUUGAGGAUUCUCCUACAUCAAAUUGUACCGCAGCAGCAGCAACAACAACAGCAGCAAAUGGCCAACAAUUGGGGAGCCAUGACAAGUAGUUAUGGUGUAAUUGCCUCAGGUGGAGGAUUUGCAGCUAUUUCCUCGCCAAAUGUCCUACAACCACCCAAGCGUUACUUAGCCUACACGGCCGCCUUUAGUCGCUUGGCCACAGUGCAAAAAGUCGCAGCCUUCCUCUGUGAACAGCUACGCUUGCGGCCCGAUGAUAUUCGUUUAUGGCAUAUACCUUCGGGUAAUAUAGAGAACAGUGCCAUACUACUCGAAGAGGACAGCAUGACGCUGAAGGAGUUAAUGAUCAAGGAUAAUGAUCAAAUUCUGCUGGAAAUUCGCAACAAAGAUCAGACAUGGCCCGAAGAAUUGGGCUCCCUUAGCCUAACCCAGUCCGGAGGAUCUUCCAUUAAUGAUCGCCGUUUAACACGCACCUCCAUUAUGUCGGUACAGGCACCCGGUGCCUGUGGCCUACACAAUUUGGGAAAUACCUGUUUCAUGAAUGCCUCGCUGCAGGUCCUCUUCAAUACUCAGCCCCUGGCUCAAUAUUUUCGUCAAAAUAUGCAUUUAUUUGAGCUGAACACAACCAAUAAAUUGGGAACGCGCGGACAUUUAGCCACACGUUAUGGUGAACUGUUGAAGGAGGUUUGGAGUGCCACCACGCGAUCUGUGGCACCUCUAAAACUACGAUUUUGUGUGACUAAAUAUGCACCCCAAUUUGCGGGUGGUGGUCAGCAUGAUUCUCAAGAAUUGCUCGAGUGGCUGCUGGACGCCCUGCAUGAAGAUUUAAAUCGUGUCAUGGAGAAACCCUAUAGUGAACUGAAAGAUUCCAAUGGUCGGCCGGAUAAAAUUGUUGCCGCCGAAGCAUGGUCACAACAUCAUGCCCGCAAUCAAUCGAUAAUUAUUGAUCUCUUCUAUGGUCAAUUGAAAUCGAAAGUUAGCUGUAUGUGUUGCGGCCGGGAAUCGGUGCGUUUCGAUCCAUUCAGUUUGCUAAGUCUGCCGCUGCCCGUCGAGAAUUAUAUAUAUUUUGAAGUGUUGGUCAUCCUUCUCGAUGGUUCGGUGCCAAUCAAAUACGGUCUACGUUUAAAUUCCGAAUGUAAAUAUUUCGAUUUAAAACGCAAACUGGCCUCGCUGUCGUAUCUAAAUCCCAAUUUCAUGUUAAUCUGUGAGGUAUGGAACUCCCAAAUACGUCAUAUAUUCCCAGAUGAAGAGAAAAUCCGACCAACGGCAGCCAAGGAGUUAUACUGUUAUCAGUUGCCCGAAGAGUGUCAAGAUCGUUCCAGAUCGAGUUCGACGAUGGGUAUUAAUAUUGAAAAAGGCCUAAAGGAUAUACAGAGGAGUUCGGCAGCCAUGCUGACAGCCUAUGAUUCCUUUUCCUCGCUGAAUGCUUUAAAUAAUUCCACCAAUAAUACUAACCCGGCCGCAUCCGGCACCACCUCUAAUAAUGUCAAUUCGAGUGGUGGUGGCGGCGAUAAAAUCUUCUAUGCUGAAACCUCAUUUGAGGAAGAAGUGGUGUGUCCUCCACCAUUACCCAUAACGCCAGCACCUAUGUCACUACCACCACCACAAUCAUCAUCCUCCACCACAGCAACUAGUCAGUUUUCGUCGUCAGCCAUGAAUGUCCAAUCGUCAUCAUCCACCACAUCGUCGCAUUCCUCGGCAAUGCCGUUACGCUAUCAAAACAAUAGCUUCGAUAAUGUACCCAUGACCGUCCUCGGUGGUGGUAGUUGUGGCCGAAAUGAUGAUGCCGGUGAUGAUACCGAAGACGAUGAUAUACACGUCUCAACGAAGGUAAGGCGGUGCUUUGGAAACAAUAUGUGCAUGCCCCAGACUUUAUUAUGCUUCAAGCACACCUCCAACAUAAGUCGUAGCCCCGAGAAUACAUUCGUUAAUGGUGGUAUUUUACAAAAAAAUAUCUCCACCUCUGCUAAGCUAUUACAUGGUGGCAGCAAUAGUACAGAACCCAAUACAUGCUCAUCAUCCUCCCUGGCCACGGCAACACAUUCCGGUGAAAAUUCCAUGGAAAGUUCAACCUGUGAUCCGGCUGUGAUUCUAAAUCAAACAGAAUCCUCCAAAAAUCCAGCGGCAAUUAUGUGUGAGGGCGGCCUGCGGCGUUUAAGUGAAUGUCCAUGCCGCCUCAAUAAUACCGCCGAUGAGGCUAAUGCCCAACGUUUAAUGGAAUCGGAAAUAAAUCGACAAAAUUUCAUCAAACAAGACCUAAGUGAUUCCUGUUGUAUGCCUCCAAUGAGUAAUGGUUUGAUGGCGGCGGGUUCCCAUAAUUAUGAUGCCACAAAUGGCGCCGGUGUAUUUUCCCGUGUUCCCUCACAACACUACAAAGUCGGUAAAUAUCUAAUGGCAUUGCAUCGUAAAAUCACCCGGCAGGAUAGUUAUUUUUUGUCCCACCACAAAACCCGGCCCAGUAUCUUUGGAGUGCCUUUGUUAAUACCCAAUUUAGAGGGUGGUACAAAUAAGGAUUUAUAUUGUGCCGUAUGGUUACAAGUUAGUCGCCUAUUGACACCACUGCCAGCAUCAACGGAUCAGGCAAAUCAUGCCGCGGAUUGUGAUGAUAGCUUGGGCUAUGAUUUUCCAUUUUCUUUGCGUGCGGUAAAAAGUGAUGGUCUAACAUGCGCCUUAUGUCCGUGGUCUAACUUUUGUCGUGGCUGUGAAAUACCCUGCAACAAUGAAUAUGUAUUCCAAAGUUCAUUAUUUACAAAUAGUUUUGAUACAAGUAAUACUUCAACUCCAAAAAUGAUGCCAAAAUCUGCUGCAAAUAAUUCAAUAUCCGCUACAACGUUAGAUAAUCGCAGUAGUAGACCAUUAAAUUCCAACUCAUCCGAUCGUGAUUCGCUGCAGUCACAACAAUCGAUGAUCUUGACACGAAAUUAUGAUAAUAAAUAUAUAAUAGCUAUCGAUUGGGAUCCAACGGCAUUGCAUUUACGUUAUCAGUGUACCUUGGAAAGGCUUUGGAUAGAUCAUGAAUCGGUGGCCAUAUGUCGCAAAGAACAAAUUGAACCGGUCGAUCUGAAUCAUUGCCUAAGAGCUUUCACAUCUGAAGAAAAAUUGGAGCAAUGGUAUCACUGCAGCCAUUGUAAGGGCAAGAAACCGGCCACUAAAAAACUGCAAAUCUGGAAAUUGCCACCAAUUUUGAUCAUUCAUCUGAAGCGAUUCAAUUGUGUCAACAAUAAAUGGGUUAAAUCACAAAAGGUGGUACACUUUCCAUUGGAUGAUUUCGAUCCGACACCGUAUUUGGCAGCUGUGCCCCAAGAGACCAUAUUAAGGCACAAAGAGCUACUCGAAAUGAAUGAGAUUUCCAAAACAAUGAAUGGUAUUAAUGAAAAUAAUCAGCAAGAAGCAAUAACAACAACAAAAACAAGUGAUAUUAAAAAACAACAACAACAACAGAAGUACGAAGACAAAAAAGAAACUAAAUUACAACAAAUAAGCCAAAAUGAGAGCACCAACAGCACAGCUACAACCAAGACCACCCUCAACAUAUUACGAAUGACCGGCGCUACUGAUGAUCGUACAAUGACCCGACGCAAGCGUUUAAUUUCCACAAGUCUUACAAAAACGCCCAUUGUUGACGGCGCCUUCGAGGAUUUCCAUCAGCAUAAAUUGAAAAAGGGUGAUGAUCCAUUCGAUCCGAAAUAUAAGCUAUAUGCUGUUGUGUCCCAUUCCGGUAUGUUAAAUGGUGGCCAUUAUGUCUCCUAUGCCGCCAAUCCAAAUGGUUCAUGGUAUUGCUACAAUGACAGUUCGUGUCGGGAAAUUUCAAAUCCCCCGAAUAUUGAUCCUAGUUCGGCGUAUUUACUAUUCUACGAACGCAAGGGUCUAGACUAUGAACCCUAUUUGCCAAAUAUUGAGGGUAAAACUCUGCCCAGUGGUGUCUUGGGUGUUGAAGAUAAUGACGAAACGGAAAAUGAUUUGAAAAAGAUGUGUACAAUAUCCUAAA